AUGAAUGGCGAAGACGAAGCGAAGCGUCAGCGUUUCUACGUAGUGUACGUGCCGGCAGAUGCGGACAAAGGACUGGAAGAAUGGGCCGUUGAACUGCCCAGUGAUAAGGAGGCGCAACUGGGCUGUCUGACCGAUAGAUUGCGAGCGCACUUCAAGGGCAACGCCACAUCUGAGUCCACGCAGCAGCGAGAACAAGAGACGUUCAAACAGCAACUCGUGGCUCAAAUGCCGGAGGGUGCUACGCUCACGGAUGAGAUGUUCCAGAUGGUGCUGCAAAUGGACAGUCUUGUGGACUCGAUUCCACUCGUCCUCAACACGCCGAGCGUCAAGCACGUGGGCGUCAACAUGUACGUGGACGACAAGGGCACCGCCAAAGGACUGGCUACGAACGUCCGUGCAUCAGCCAUUGCGCAAGCGUGUGGAAAGAUGCUGGAAGUCAAGGGUGAUGCAUUCAUUGGACGUGUGUUUGAUAACGAUGAUGAUUUCGUCAGGAUGGACUUCCGACUGAGUGAGGUUUCCGGUGAUGCCCCGUGGGUGCAGACGGCAAAGUCGCAGGCUACGGCGGCAGCAAACGGGCAUGGAGGAGCAGCAGCAGGCGCUGCGCUUGCCCGCGCCAAGGCCCCAGGCAAGACGAUGCUGCCAGGCUCGAUCCAGCGUAUUUGCGGGGCCGACCAAUGCUCAAAGAACGGCUCACUACGUUGCUCGCGAUGCAAGGCGCAGUUCUACUGCAGUGCCGCGUGCCAAAAAGGAGACUGGAAGCUCCACAAAACCGGAUGCACGCGGUAA
Hyaloperonospora brassicae is the source of this 786-nucleotide messenger RNA. NCBI's taxonomy places the organism in Eukaryota, Oomycota, Peronosporomycetes, Peronosporales, Peronosporaceae. The record is from the annotation of a GenBank genome assembly.